Anthonomus grandis grandis is the source of this 1689-nucleotide messenger RNA. It is a transcript of the gene ste14, whose product is annotated as protein-S-isoprenylcysteine O-methyltransferase. NCBI's taxonomy places the organism in Eukaryota, Metazoa, Arthropoda, Insecta, Coleoptera, Curculionidae. Gene Ontology annotation, molecular function: protein C-terminal S-isoprenylcysteine carboxyl O-methyltransferase activity. Gene Ontology annotation, cellular component: endoplasmic reticulum; membrane. Bases 231 to 1073 code for a protein of 280 amino acids. Gene Ontology annotation, biological process: C-terminal protein methylation. The record is from RefSeq and is a predicted model, not a curated record. The transcript has 6 exons.
UGAUGACGUUAAUCUCCUCAACCCACAUAACACAACACCCCAAGAAAAAUAGAAGAUCAAAUAAAUAAUGUGUUUGUUGUUGUUUACUAAAUUAGAAGUUUAAUUUUUUCGCGAAAUGUAGAUUUCUGUGUCUAAAAAAUAACAUUUCACAAUACAACCGAUACCGCAUAGUAACAGUCAGCCUAUUUAAUUAGUUUCCAGUUGCUAUACGAAGUUUUUAGUGCGAAAAAAUGGCAUCGCCGAUUCGAAUCUGUAUAGAGCACUUCAUAGGGCCCUUUAUUGUUUUUUCUGUAAUGGGGUUUCUAAAUUAUACGUAUAACUUACGUACGUUUGGCAUUAAUGCCCUGAUCUUUGCUAUUUCAGCAUGUAUGAUAUUAACUUUGCUUUUUCUGGCUUUCACAGAUGAAGUUUAUGAGAUAUCAUGGAGGGCAGCGAUGUUAGGAGCCUUGUGUUCAUUGGGCUUCUAUAUUUUCUUAGUGUGUCCUCCACAAUUUAAAGUUUUUGGUCUGUACAUGUCUGUAAUGGCAUUUUUUCACUUUUCUGAAUUUCUGACUAUUGCCAUCAUCCAGCCUACUCAAGUGUCUACUGAUUCUUUUGUGAUAAAUCAUAGUCCCCAAUAUACUAUGGCUGCACUACUCUCUUGGAUUGAAUUUUUUGCUGAAGCAUAUUUCUGUCCUUGGCUAAAACAGUAUUAUUUGAUCUCAUACAUUGGUGUCUCUAUAUGUAUUGCAGGGGAAUUCUUGAGAAAAUUUGCUAUGUUUACUGCUGGAAAUAAUUUCCACCAUUUGGUACAAUCUGAAAAGAAGAAAGACCAUGUGUUGGUUGUGAAGGGUCCAUAUUCAGUCUUUCGCCAUCCCAGCUAUGUUGGAUGGUUUUACUGGGCCAUUGGGACGCAGUUGAUUCUGAUUAAUCCAAUUUGCAUACCAGCCUAUACAGUGGUAUCCUGGAUGUUCUUUAACAGUCGGAUCUACAUAGAAGAAAUAACUCUUCUUAACUUUUUUGGUCAAAAUUAUGUGGAGUACCAAAAACAGGUUGAGACUGGUAUUCCCUUCAUUAAGGGCUACAAGAUUUAAACUAUAACGUAAAUAAACAGGAGCUAAUUUCGUACCCAUCCUUUGGCCCUCAUCAUACGCACCGGCGGCAGAAGGAACAAGGUUUUUGUGGGCCCAUUUCAAGUGAGGUUGUAUAGACUGAGCAACGUUCUGUUUAAAUGUAUUUAGUGAGUAAUUCUAAGGCUGUAAGGUGGAAUAGUCCAAUUUAUGUGAAGAAGUAACAGGGUAAUGAUGAGUUUCUAUUUCUGUAUCUCUUAUAGUAAAACCAGCGCACAAUUUGUUACUUUUAGCACAAUUAAGCAGGUUUUUCAAUAAAACGGGGAAUUGUUGUUACCCUAUUAAGUCUACAUGCAUAUUUAAGGCAAAAAAGUUUAUAUUUUCUUAAUUUUAAGUAUUUUCAUUAAGAACCGUUAUGUGAUACUGUAAUUUAUUUUGAGAUAUCAGUCACAAUUUUGUACUUUUAAUUCAAUUUAAGAAUGAUUAAUAUAGACGGUGCCAUAAGAAAAGGUAAAAUUCCAUUUAGAAUUUUUACAAGAGUCAACUUAAUUAUAUAAUCUUCUUGGACUAAUCAUAACUUAAAUAAAUGUAAAAUGUAGUGGAUGAUAGAAAUAUUUUAAAUAUAUGUUUCCAUGUUAAA